Triticum turgidum subsp. durum (durum wheat) is the source of this 921-nucleotide messenger RNA. The record is from the annotation of a GenBank genome assembly. NCBI's taxonomy places the organism in Eukaryota, Viridiplantae, Streptophyta, Magnoliopsida, Poales, Poaceae.
AUGGCCAACACUACAAUGGGAAGUACCACUCGAGCAUGCGAUGUGUACCUGCUGUUCAAUGGCGAAACACUGCUUCCAAAUGGUGUCCGUGCUUUCCUUUGUACUGUUGCCCUAGCGUACUGUUUUAUUGGUUUAUCCGCGAUCACUGCCCGGUUCUUCAAGUCGAUGGAGAGCAUCACAAACCACUCUCGGGAGGUAGUUACAAUUGAUACAGAAACAAAUACGCCUAUCGUGAAGCAUGAGAAGGUUUGGAACUACACUAUAGCGGACAUUGCUCUGCUUGCUUUUGGUACCAGCUUUCCCCAGAUCUCCCUCGCAACAAUCGAUGCAAUCCGUAAUCUCGGUCAACUGACAGCAGGAGGUUUAGGUCCAGGUACACUUGUGGGUUCUGCUGCGUUCGAUCUGUUCCCGAUCCAUGCUGUCUGUGUGGUUAUGCCAAGGGCAGGCUCUAUGAAAAAGAUUUCCGAUUUAGGUGUUUGGUUAGUUGAGCUGUUUUGGUCAUUCUGGGCAUACAUCUGGCUGUAUAUUAUUUUAGAGGUGUGGACACCUAAUGUGAUCACCCUCUGGGAGGCCCUGGUAACAGUUUUGCAGUAUGGAUUACUUUUGGUUCAUGCGUAUGCGCAGGAUAAGCGGUGGCCAUAUGUGUCAAUCCCUUUGGUCAGAGGUGAGAGACCUGAAGAUUUGGUUCCAGCAGAAGAUACUUCACUUCACCAUGACAAAAAUUGUGAUGAAAAUAGUAACAUACUACCCAGCGAGAAUGAUGAUGUGGAUAUAUUCUCCAUUCAUUCUUACAGCAAUGCAGAUUUCCCAUGUCUCAGCAGCAUGGGGGAGCCGGUGUCCUCGGCCGGAGUUGCAUCUACUUGCGGGCGACCUCACUGUGACGAUCACAUCUACAGAUUCGGAGGUACAAACGACUGGUAA